AAUCCCCAAAAUCACAUGCAGGCGAGGCGCCGCCGCGUCCCUCCAAACCCAGCCGCCGGGUCGCCUUAACGCCGUGGCGUCCAACGAGGCGCCGCCGCCAAACCCAAUCGAAGAUCGUUCACGUCGCCCCGAGAUGAAGAUGAAGAGGAGGAGAGCGAGCUCUGCUACCACGCUUCCGGACGAGCUGGUGGUCGAGAUCCUGGCGCGCGUAACGGACGUGGCGGGGCUGUUCCGGUGCGCCACGGCGUGCAAGCGAUGGCGCCGGCUCAUCGCCGACCCUUUCUUCCUCGUCGACAUCUGGCCCAAGCGCGCGCACCACCCGCCGUCAUCUGUUGUUGGUGUCUUCCUUACCAAGCGCAGGCCGGUGUGCUAUGGAGAGAAAAGGAUCAUGAACGCCCCCGCCUUCGUCCCGUUGCCGCGACUGGCCAUCAGCUUUGGCAGCAGUUCCAUGGUCUCCUUUCCACCCGGCAACGACGCCGGCUUUUUGGAUGGCACGGUUACUGCGGUCACCUCGCGGGGCGGCCUCCUCCUCGUCCGCCUCACCCGACGGGAACCAGCUGGUCAUCCUUCCCAGAGCGUUGACCGUCUGGCCGUGUGCGACCCGAUCGCUGGGACGACCGACCUUCUCCCGCCGCUGAUCUACCAAGGAUGGAGGGUACAAAACUAUGCUAUUUUGACGGAUGCGGACCUCCGCUCGAGCGGAGUAGUGCAGCGACGGCGACAGCGGCCAUUGCCUGGCUACUCAGCGUUCUUCAAAGUGAUAGCCAUGGUCGUGAAGUCUGGGAUGUUCAAGAUCUACACGUUCUGCUCCAGCGAGCCUGAGUGGAGCACGAGAUACCAGCGCUUUGAGAAGCCAGAUGGCGGCCGCGAAUUGAUAUCCUGCUGGCCGGACAAUGCCGUUGUGCGCCAUGGCACACCGCACUGGCUCAUCUACAACAUGUUGCACCAUUACGCGCUUAGCGUUAGCGGCGCCGAAACAAGCCACGCCCUCUUGACCAAGAUCUCCAUACCAGUGAAGCACUUCAACAUCAGAGUCCAUGAUUUCCCACACCUUAGGGUCACCUCUGGUGGCGCACUCUCAUUGUUUUGGCUGCACAAGGAUGGCCGCCGGCUCGAAACAUGGACGCGGCAAGACGACAGAGAGAGCAACGACGAUGGUGCAGGCUGGUUUCCCUCUCUGAUUGAGUUGAACCUACCCGAGCAAAGGCAGAUGAACGGACCGGCGUGCUUAAUAACAGAGAUGAACGGUGUACUGCUCAUCAAGGACAAUGUAAAACGAGUGUAUGUUGUUGAUAUCAAUACAGGGGCGCCGGUGAUGGAGGAGGUGACUGACUCGUUCCGUGAAAUGGGGUGUAUUUGGAAGGCCGUUCCCUUUGAAGUGGAUUUGCCAGCGUUCUUCCUAUCUAAGCUUAAACUUGGGGGAAGACUUAGAUAG
Messenger RNA from Lolium perenne, 1435 nucleotides. The record is from RefSeq and is a predicted model, not a curated record. Lineage: Eukaryota; Viridiplantae; Streptophyta; Magnoliopsida; Poales; Poaceae.